Molecule: messenger RNA, 743 nt
Organism: Musa acuminata subsp. malaccensis (wild Malaysian banana)
Lineage: Eukaryota; Viridiplantae; Streptophyta; Magnoliopsida; Zingiberales; Musaceae
Product: protein DMP2
Biological process (GO): endomembrane system organization
Source: RefSeq, a predicted model, not a curated record
AACAUGGCGGGAGGAGACCAAACAGAGUCGCUAACCAGCUCCUCCAAGGCCACAAAGACCGUGGCGGACAAGACCUUGAAAGGCUUCGGCAACCUCAUCCGCGUCCUCCCCAGCGGCACUGUCUUCAUCUACCAGUUCCUCAACCCGCUCCUCACCAACAAGGGCGAUUGCCACGUCGUUAAUAAGUACCUCACCGGCGCCCUCCUGUGCUUCUGCGGCUUCUUCUGCUGCUUCUCCUCGUUCACCGACAGCUACACCGGGAGCGACGGGAAGCUUCACUACGGCGUCGCCACCAAAGACGGCCUCUGGCCGUUCUCCGACGAGAGCUCCGGCUCCGUCGACCUCUCCAAGUACAAGCUCCGCUUCGGGGACUUCGUGCACGCGUUUUUCGCGCUGGUGGUGUUCGCAGCGAUCUCUCUGUUGGACUCCAACUCCGUCUCCUGCUUCUACCCCUCCUUCGGGUCCCAGCAGAAGGUGGUGCUGAUGGUGUUACCUCCGGUGCUGGGCGCCAUAGCGAGCUCGGUGUUCAUGGUGUUCCCCAACACUCGCCACGGCAUCGGCUACCCUCCCUCGGAGACCACGUCGGAUUCCUCCUAAGAGCGAUGGGUUAUGUGCUGCUUCGUGCUAACAUCGUAACGCGCAAGGACGUGAGAAACUAUGCAUGCAGUUCUCUGCUCUAUAUGUUCAGCUCAUUUCAGUAAAACGAAUCAACUCACGAGUUACCAGUAACAGUUGAUGAUUCA